CUCAGUCUAGGGAAUCAUCUCUUUGCAUGCGUAUUGUUUUAUGUUAAUCGUUUUAAUAAAUAACAGAUAUACUCUUUGUAGAUUUUAGUUCGUAAAAAACGAUUAAACUGAACAAGGUUGUCAUUUUAAAUCAUUCAGCAACCUAAUACACGUAAUGUAUCGGGGCAAGACAUUCUGAUCAGAAAAAUCUAAAUAAAAAAUAAUAAAGAUGGAGCUAGUAAGUCUGGGCCACUCUGCUGUUGACCUCACACAGGUCAGUACUGUCGAUCAGAUCAUUCAGACCGAGAUCAACGGGGUUUUGUUCUGUAAUAGAGAAGCGAGUCACUAUUGAGUGUUACAGACUGAGAUCGUAACAAUCUGAAGCAUUCUGCUCUCGUCUCAGAUGAGUUUCGUGGAGUAUGGAGAGUACAUCCGGGAAGGUGACAUUGCCAUUGUCUUCCUGGGACAUGAGUCGAUGUUUCCAGUCAAGGCCCAGCACGGCACCCAGACCCAGACUAAAUACGGUGUCAUCCGGCACUCCUCUGACCUAAUCGGGAAGAGGUUUGGAUCCAAGGUCACCUGCAGCAAAGGCGGGUGGGUUUACGUCCUCCACCCCACCCCUGAGCUGUGGACCCAGAACCUGCCCCAUCGAACCCAGAUCCUCUACUCCACCGACAUCUCCAUGAUCACUAUGAUGCUGGAGCUGAAGCCUGGAUCAGUGGUGUGUGAAUCAGGUACUGGCAGUGGUUCUCUCUCCCAUGCCAUCAUCAGGACCAUCGCCCCCACUGGCCACCUGUACACCGUGGAGUUCCACGAGCAGAGAGCCGAGAAAGCAGCCGAGGAGUUCCGGGAGCACAAGGUGGCGCACUUGGCCACGGUGAAGAACCAGGAUGUGUGUAAAGAGGGCUUUGGCGUGGUCGGAGUUGCCGACGCGGUGUUCCUGGACAUCCCCUCCCCAUGGGAAGCUAUCGGACAUGCCAAGGCUGCCAUCAAAGAAGAAGGUGGGCGGAUGUGCUCCUUCUCUCCGUGCAUCGAGCAGGUCCAGAGAACGUGCCUGGCCAUGCACGAGUUUGGCUUCAAGGAGAUCACCACUCUGGAGGUGCUGCUGCGGGUUUACGAUGUCCGCUCUGUCAGCCUGCAGCUCCCGGACUUCGGGGAGGGAGACAGCGCGGCUGAGAGGGACCCCAAAGAAACCGGCUCCGGCCAGCAAGCAACUGCAGUCUGCAAGAGUUGUGUGACCCCCAGAGGCAUGGCCGGACACACCGGCUAUCUGACCUUCGCCACAAAAAGCCUGUUUUAGUCAUGUGGAGAAAUCUGUUCUGAAAUGGCUGAGAUACUGCCUUAAUAAACACACACACACACACACACACACACACACACACACACACACACACACACAGAGUGGCACUACUUCCAAAGGAAUUCCAUAAAUAGCCAGAUCGGUUAGGAGAGCACUUGUGUUUCAACAGCAAACCAAGAGGGACAGGAAAAGCAGAAGCAGAAUGUUUAUAGAUUUUUUAAAUAGUAAAGACCUUGUGUCAUGAGUUGCAAGAUUAAUGGUAUACAUGGAAUGUCUAUGAAUGGGUUGGACUUGGCAUAAACCCACUCCUACAGCACUGGGAUACAUUUUAAUAAUCCUGCUCCCUUUCAUAUUAUUUUAUGCAAUUCCUAAAUAAAAAGCAUUGUGGAGGUUCAUUUUUUUAGCUUUAAUGAUCAAUCAAUAGUAUUAAUAAUAAAUAGCAGUGAUUAUGCUAUGGCUGUUACAGGGGUAGUUCUGUAAUACCCAUGAUUCUACUGCAGGUUUAAUAGAUGCACUUAAAUGGUUAGGUUCUUUAGGUCAUCUGGUUGCCAUGGUUUCAUGCUUCUUGACCAGUGUUAAUUGAUAACCAUGUUCUGUAUGGGUUAAACAAGAAAAAAUAUAUAUUCAGCUCCACAGCCCACCAAGUCCAGUGUCCCAGUUAACCCUUUCAGUCCUGGCAGUACCUCAAGAGCCCGCCUUAUCAUAGCGCUGUAUGUUAACAUGCAGUAUGCCGUCAGAAAUCACGUUGGAACCUCACGGGACUCGUCGGUCUCAGUCCGAGGUAGGGUGUAAAUAUAUGUUGUCUCUGUUCUUAUGAAUAAAGAAUUUCAUUUUUCA
Polyodon spathula (Mississippi paddlefish) is the source of this 2116-nucleotide messenger RNA. RefSeq names its product tRNA methyltransferase 61A (gene trmt61a). The transcript has 4 exons. NCBI's taxonomy places the organism in Eukaryota, Metazoa, Chordata, Actinopteri, Acipenseriformes, Polyodontidae. The record is from RefSeq and is a predicted model, not a curated record. Gene Ontology annotation, cellular component: tRNA (m1A) methyltransferase complex; nucleus. Bases 383 to 1279 code for a protein of 298 amino acids. Gene Ontology annotation, biological process: tRNA methylation.